GGGUGUGGAGCAGUGGAUAUAAAGCUGCUCCUUCCCUCACGCGCUUGCCUUUUUGCCUUGCGGCACUUACUGCUGGUUCGCGCUUGCAGGGGCUCUUUCAGCGUUCCGUUGGUGAUAGUUUCCUUGCUAAAAUACCUCGUUUACCCUUCUCUGCUCUUUCCUCCCUUUCCCGUUGCUCUUUAUCAUUCUCUGUUGUUGUUUUGAGCCCUGACGAUCAGCUGGGCUGCAGGCCUCCGCCCACGCGCCCGCCGGCUUCUCCCCGGCUCGCCGGCCGUUUUCCCUUGUAUUGCCUGCACUUUACAGCGUUUGUUGCUCGUGAAAAGCCCAGCUUGUUUUUUACUUAUGGUGUUUGUGGGUGGUGACGUUCCUGGUUGUUAUAUUCCCUUGGUUAUAUAUAUAAAUUUUGAUUCCAUUUGUUCUGCCCCCCCCUUUUCUUCCGGUUUGUCUUUAAAUUGUUAAAGUUGCUUGUGUUUGGGUGCUUUGUUAGUUAGUUUCAGUGAUCUUUGGUUCUUAGAUAAAUAUAUAUUUUGAUUGUUUAUAUAUAUAUUUUUUUAUUUAUUUGCUAUUGUAUUAUAUUCAGUGAUAAUUUGAAGGCAGUUUUGGUAUAUUAAUACCCUUUAAUUCAUAGCUUCCACCACCCUUUUUGUUUCCCUUCCCUUACUUUUCCUUUAAUCCCCCCCUUUUUCAUUUUCUGGGCAUUUAAAGUGGUGUGUCGAUCCUCUGGAUUUCUUGUGCAGUUACUUAAUUAUAUUUGUUGGGUCCAAAUCUAAGCGCCCCUAGUUAUUAGAGGGGGCGAGCUAAUGCACCCCUCAUCCCUGGAUAGGGGUGCAAGCUUUUGCUAUUUAAUUUACCUGUUUUAGUGGUUCAGCCAGAUAUCAAAAGUAAAGCAGACACACAGACAAUUACUUGCUUGAUCAAGAAAGGGUCUCUAACCUUACAGACCACUGUCUGUCAGGAGAGAGAACAAACUUUAUUAGCCCAAAGCUUCAUUUAUAUAGGUUUCAUAAGCAAAACAAGAUGCAAUGUUUACUAAAAUCAUAGAAUAAAAAUACAAUAUUACCGAAUAAAACAAGCGCGUUUUCUUAUCCUUUGUUACAUUUCUCAUAAUUCUAAAAAGCGAGAGUUUGAUAAAUAAUUCAUACACAUGUCAAUCUGAGCAGCUUAAUAUGAGAUAAGAACUGAGGAAAUGCGAGUAAGAGGGUUAGAUUGACAUUUGGUGAAAAGGUAAACAUGAGGCUUUAGUGUGCUUGUGUCAGUAGUAUGACGUAAAACUAUGGAUUCAUUCUAGCAAAGUGUUUAGGAACACUUGUUCUGUUAUGCUAUUUAGCUACAAUGUCAGGGUGUGUAUGAAAAAAUGAAGCAAGACAAGAGAAACUAUCAACAAUCAACUGGGAUACAUUUUAUCUUUCCAAGAUAUUAUUAUUCCAGCCAGAGAGGCGCCUAUGGGUGUUAUUUCUCAUGGGAAGAAACUGAACUUUGAGUUGUAUUUCUCCCCCUCUCUGGGUCCCAGAAUUCAGUGCAACAUUGGUUCAACAGAAAUGUAGGUUCUUUUAAACCACUCUUGACAACCCUAGGCAAUAUUUUGGGGUCGAGAAUAAAUUUAUUCCUAACAUAUUUAUAGCAUAAUAUUGCAUAAAUUCAUAAUUAUAGCUUAGGUAAUUUAUUCUUAAGGUAUAUUGUUAGUUAAAACUCAUUUAAAAGUUGUUGUUUGUUCAUUUUAUUGAGUUUAAUAAAUACCCUUUAUCAAACACCCCCCACUUCCCUUUCCCUUAAAUCCUCCACCCCCCUUAAUUCCAGAUUAUAAUACUUACCUGGAAAUAAAAAUAAAUAAAUAAUAAUUAAUACGUGUAAUAAUAAUAAUAGGUUAAGUUAAUUGGUGGAUUGUAGUUAUAUUGCACUGUACGUGCACUGUUUUAAAAAAAAGAGUUGGUAAAUUCAUAAUUAGGUCACACUUGCAUUUGGUAUGUUGUAUAAUUGUUGUUAUUUGGUCUUUACAAAUAUGCCACCCAAGAAAGCUCAGCAGAAAAAAGGGGUGCGUGUUGUGAAGCAGACUACAAAGCGCCCGCCAAUUCAGCAGGACAUGUCUUAUGAUGAUGAGGAGGAUUUGGGGACCAUCCGUGCGUUGGUAGCUAGAGUUGAGGCGCUGGAAAAGGAACGCAGGCAGCCGCUGGACGCUGAUACGGGUACAAGUACCGCUCCAGCAGGUAAGAAAUCUGCACGGUUGGCUUCUAAAGUGCCUAAAAAUCAUAUUCUUGCUGAUUUGGUUUCCAGGAUUGGUGUUCUUGAAGCUGCAGUACCCAUUGAAGAGCCCUUAGCAGCUGGGUCGCCAGCUGCUUUGCCUGCGGUUCCAGAUACCAUCUCUUCUCCUGCGGUUCCAGUCAUACCUGCUGUUGGGCCUCUUCAAGCGCCACUGCCGUUUUCGCCACCGGCGGCCACGGCUCUGCCUGUGGGAGCUUCGGGGUUUGUCGCACCCCCAGUGGUUGCCUCUCCGGCUGCUUAUGCAGGUUUGUUGAGCCUUUCAGUCCACGUGAGGAUCGUACUGUGUGGCCACUCUAUCUUGUUUUGGGCGCACCGGCGUGCCUCUUCGUCGAUACCUGGAACACAGCUGCAGCUUUCGGCCGUAGCUACGGUUAUUGGAUGUGCUGUUGCCAUCAGUUUGCCGGAUUAUGUCUUCGGCAGAUCGGCCUCAUGUAUUGUUGAUUCAUUUGGGGGAAAAUGACUUGGUGCAGCGUCCAGGGAUGGACCUGCUUAUCAAGGUCACUCGAGAUCUCACGUGGCUUAUUAGUUCAUUUCCCAACCUCCUACUGGUUUGGUCGGAUAUGUUAGUUAGGAGGGUGUGGAGGGGUGCUUUUCAUCCUAAUAGGAUCAACAGAUCCAGGAAAUGGGUGAAUAGGAAAGUCAGGGGUCUGGUCUUAUCUCUUGGAGGGGCAUAUAUUCCUCAUGGUAGGAUUAGGUUCCAUGUCCCACAAUUGUUUCGGGAUGAUGGGGUCCAUCUUUCCGAACAGGGGUGUGAUUUGUUUUUAGAGGAUUUGAUGCUGGGAUUAAGGGGUUUGUUAAAUUCUUUGGGUUGAGUGGACCAAGCUUUAGCUGAUCCACUCUUGUGGCAUAGAAUUCGGGCAGGUGAGGUAUUCGGGGGAUAAAUUGAGGUGUUUAAGGCAUUCUCGAAAAGACUGCUUAGGGAACCAUCAGAGCUUCAUGUCUGGGGGGGAUCUGGGUAGUGUCCUUGUGGAACCGGCUUGCGCAUCAUGGUGAACGCUUGUACGGCGGGGCCAUGGUGUGGAGGUUGGAACCACAUAACUGGCUCUAAGAGCAAGGAGGGAGGAAUGCACCCAUGUCCUUGACUCUGGAGUUACAGACUGAGGAGAAUUGUUGCCUUUAGAAGGUGAGGGUAUAAUCCCUCAUAGUUAGGCAUAGCCUCACCUGCCCGAAGUAUUUUAAUCUGAUAAUUGGCUGUAUUGCAUUUGAUCUAGUAUGUUAUAUUUAAUAAAUAUAACAUUAUUCCAGUCUUGUGUCACGAGUCUUCCUUGG
Molecule: messenger RNA, 3528 nt
Organism: Rhineura floridana
Lineage: Eukaryota; Metazoa; Chordata; Lepidosauria; Squamata; Rhineuridae
Exons: 2
Coding region: 1964-2719 (251 amino acids)
Source: RefSeq, a predicted model, not a curated record